AUGACAUUACGACGACGUUCACGUAGGUUGACAUCGCAGAAACUGGAGGAUUUCAAAGCAUGUUCAUCAUUGGAUGUCGGAGAGGUUGUCAAUGAUGAGCACGUACUUUGCGGGAUAAAAUCAGAUGAAGGCAAACAAAAAGAAAAAAUGAGGAUGGAAAUUUUGCCGAAAAAAGGCUCAAAUUCUCAUAAUUCGCCGGUUGCUUUACGAACGCGGUCGCGAUCGCGUUGUUCUAGUAUGGAGUCUAACGAUGCAGGCAUUGUUGGAGAUAGCCAGAAAGCAGUCAGUAUUGUGUUAACCCCAACCAAAACGAAACCGUGUCGAAAAAGAACUUCGUUGAUGCCGCAAUUAGAAGAAAUCGUUGAAGAGCAGCAAACAUGCAAAGACGAAGAUAAUAAUAAAAACGGCCUAAUGGGAAAAAAAAUGGAGACGAAAAAAGUGUCGAAAAAGAAAGGAAAGCUAUGGGGAAAUAAAAAAGAGCAUGUUGAAGUGUGUGCUGAAAAAAACUUUGUAGAGAAAUCUAAUAAGAAGGAUGUGGAAGAUACUUCUAUGGAAGAUAUAGCUGGUGAAAAGGAGGCAACAAAACUACAGCAAAAAAUUACAGAAACGUCGUGGAAUAAAUCAGGGGAAAGCCCAAAAAAAUCAUUUGCAAAAACUUUGGAGAAGUCACUAACAAGGAAUCCAAAAAAAUCGCAUAUGGAGAACUCAGAUCAUUUUCUGGAAGAUAGUGCGAAAAAUUCAGACUGUUCAUUGGCAAACAUUCCGGGAAAAUCGUCGACAAUGAUUUUAGAAAAAUCCUCAAAAAAGAAUCGAGAAGAAAUGCUGGCAAGCAGUUUAUCGUCUACCAUUAAUUGUUUAGAACAGAAAGCCGAACUCGUCACUGUGACAAAUUUAGAAGAGAAUAGCUCGAACAUAUGGCCAAAGUUGGAUAACUUGUUAUCAUUGUGGUUGAAACGUGAUGAAUGUCUACUUGUGGAUAGUAUUGAAAAAGCAUAUGCAUUUGUGAUUGAAGUAGACGCACUAGUGCCGACGAUAUCAGAGGAAUUGAUCACGAGUAAUAGCGAGACUAUUUGGCAACAAAUUGCUUAUGGAAACAAAAAAUUUCAUCGAUAUUUUGCAAAAACAAAGCAUUUCUUGGACAUUGAAGUAUCCGCAGAUAAGGAACUUGCAGAGAAACAAGACGAUCCACUUCCUUCAGUUACUACUACAUCUAAAUUUCAUGACGAAAAUUCCGACGACACUAAAAGAGAUAGCAACCAUUUCUUUAUGCCUGUGGAAAAUGAAGUUAAGAGACUUGAUAAGAACCUCACUGGUGAAAGUGGUAAUAAAAUCGAUAAAAAUGAUGAUGAUAACUACAGUAAUAUGUCGAAUAGCGAAGGUAUUGGCUGUUUCAAAAUCUCUGACAACGCCUCCAAAAAACGUUGGAAGAGUGCAGUUGAUGAUCAUUUUUUCUCACUGGCGGAGAUGGAGGAAUAUUUGGAUAAACAAGAAAAAGACCAGGCAUAUCUAACUGAAAAUUUUUUCGAACAUUUUGAUAAGGAUAGUGAUGAUUUGCAAAAUUCUCAAACUAACUAUCAUUAUGCUGAUUUUUAUGGGAACACAAAUAAAAUUGAAGAAGGAAGUAGUUCAAAAGCUGCUUCCAAUAAGUUGAACAGAUCGAAAAGGAUUUUGCAGUCUGGUGAACUGGACAAUCGUAAGGAGAAAAGAGUUACAUUUGCUGAUGAGAUCAGUAAUGAUCUGGAUUAUGAAAGUGAUCAAGACGACAGCCAAGAGGAUAACAAAGAAUCAACGGUACUUCUUGGUCAAGUGGACGAAGAAGAUAGUAAUGAAACUGAAUUUCGGCGUCGACAGAAGAAACUUCAAGAACGAAUCUUUUCAAUAGAACAAACAAAUCUAGCUCCAAGAAAUUGGGAUUUGAGUGGUGAAGUGACAGCUAUCGAAAGAGGGGAAAACACGAUGUUAGAGAAACAUCUCGAUUUCGAUCAGUCGGCACCAUGCGCGCCAGUUAUUACUGUUGACACAACCGCUCAGUUAGAAUCGAAAAUAAUCCAGCGAAUCAAGGAUAGAGCAUUUGACGAUGUGCUGAGAGUUGAACGUAAAUCAGAAACAAAUGCAGCGUAUCGAGCGUCAGUUGCAGAAUCGGAAAUUGUGAAAAAGUCUCUUGCGGAAGUUUACGAAGAGCAGUAUCAGAAAACUCAAUAUGGAGUAGGAAAUGAAGAGAAGACGAAUGAAAAACACGAAGAAAUCAAAAAGCUGAUGUCAUCGUUAUUCCAGAAAUUAAAUGCUCUGAGUCAUUAUCGUUAUAUUCCAUCUGAAGUCAGUUCGGAAGUACGUGUCGUAAGUAACAUGCCUUCACUUCAAAAGGAGGAAGUGGGACCUUUAGCAUCCACCGACGCCGUGCUUUUAGCUCCAGAGGAGAUACACAAACAUGUUACUGGUCCGAUCAAAGGGGAUGAUGAGAAAACAAAAACAGAUCGGUCUCACUCGCGCCGUAAAAAAAAGAAGUGGCAACAUAUCAAACAGUUUAAAAAACAAGAAGCGGAGCUUGAAGCCAUUAAAAGUGAAAUAUCUGCUAAAAAACCAAAAUUAAUGUCUCAGCAUAAAGAGAGUAAUAUGAAGUUGACAUCUGCUUCGUUUUUUCAGCGCCUUCAAACCAAAGCUACAGAAGAGAUGAAAAGUAAAAAAUACAAGAUCACAAAGAUGAAUGCAACAAAGAAAAAAUUAAGUACAAAUUACAAGCUGUGA
This is a messenger RNA of Acanthocheilonema viteae, 2745 nucleotides long. The record is from the annotation of a GenBank genome assembly. NCBI's taxonomy places the organism in Eukaryota, Metazoa, Nematoda, Chromadorea, Rhabditida, Onchocercidae.